Messenger RNA from Linderina pennispora, 1932 nucleotides. RefSeq lists its product as uncharacterized. NCBI's taxonomy places the organism in Eukaryota, Fungi, Kickxellomycota, Kickxellomycetes, Kickxellales, Kickxellaceae. Gene Ontology annotation, biological process: positive regulation of GTPase activity. Bases 1 to 1932 code for a protein of 643 amino acids. Gene Ontology annotation, cellular component: cytosol. The transcript has a single exon. The record is from RefSeq and is a predicted model, not a curated record. Gene Ontology annotation, molecular function: guanyl-nucleotide exchange factor activity.
AUGGACGACAGCGCGACAAAUGACGGCGACCUGCUGACGGUGGCCAAGGUGUUCAAGGCGAUCGCUGAUAUGGCGCGCGACCCCGAAGUGCGCCAGGCGUUUACCCAGACAGAUGCGGCCAAGGCUUCAUGCAUGUUGUUGGAACGGGCCAUUGUGAAACUGGGCGAGAGUGGCGAGAGCGACCGCGCUGAGCGGGUGCUUCUGUUGGUGCAGCUCCUGCGGUGCAUCUGCAAUAUCUCUGCCGAUAACGACGAGUGUCGUGCGCAGAUAUUGGCGCUGGGAGGCAUCAAGCAGCUGGCCGAGGUGGUCCGGAAUGUAGGUGAGGUGUGGACCCAGCCAUUACCUGUCGGACAGGCGGCUUUCGGUGCAAUCCUGAAUGUUUCUCUAGGCAACAGCGAUUGCACCAAGGCGCUAGUCGCGACUGGGACGUUGGCAGAUCACCUAAAGGCGCUACAGCCCGAUGCUUCUCAUGACGUUCAUGCGUUGUGGCUGAUCGUGUGUAUGAGCAUCGACAACAUGUGCGGGGAUGAAAAGGCCAAGGGGCAGUUUGAGGACAAUCCGGAUCUGGCGCUGACAAUUCUGUACAUCCUAUCGAUGCUGACGCAGAAUGAACUGGAUAGCAGUGAGGCAAAGCGGGUGCAGAGGACGUUGCUGUGGAUCCUGUGUGAGACGCUGGAAAAGAGUGCAAAGGUGCGGGUGCAGCUGGGCACCCCCGAGUCUGUUUUGCCGCUGUUUGGUGUUCUGGAGUACUACCUUGCCCAGGCCGAGACUCCCGAGGAAGAUGAGGAUGAAGAUGAGGAUGAAGGCGACGGCAAUGGUGAGAAGGAAGAUCAGCCGCAGCCCCCAAGCAAGCCGAUUCCACAGGCAAACCGCUAUGCGGACGCUGUCACACAGGCUAUUGUCGGCAUUUCAGGCGAGGACGAUGUGCUGGAGGCUCUGUUUGGCAGCAGUUCCUUGAUCACCCGCCUAUUCACCAUCCUGGCAACCGAGCGCGGCACAGCCGACGACGAAUCCACGAAGCAGCUCGACGCAAUGGCCGCCACCGCAGCCCUCUGCCUGGGCAAUCUGGCCCGUACCGACGCUCACUGCAUCAAGCUGGUCUCUAAGCACCCGGUGCUAAUCGAGAAGCUGGUGCACCAGUGGUUCUCGGCUGAGGUGAAUGUGCGUACCCGCCAUGCAGCCAGCGGGCUACUGAAGAACCUCUGCCUCCCUGCUGCCAACAAGCAGACGAUGGCGGACCUUGGGCUGGCCAAGGUGGCUGCAAAGAGCAUUGGCACGGCAGUGAUUCCCGUUCAAGCCAACGCCAUUGGCAUUCUCCGCCAUCUGUCGACAGGCGAGCCGGCUUUCAGCACGAUCCUGGAACUUGUACGCGGUGGAAAGGAGAGUGCGCUGAAAGAGCUGCUGCAGGUGGUCAAGCAGACAGACAUUGACGGAAUUCGGUGCGAGGGAACCCGGCUGCUGGCGCUGGUUGCCAAGCGCGCAUAUCUGCAGGAUGAGCUGCAGGAGGCCAAGGAUGUGCUGGACACGGAGAGGCUCGAUCUAGCUACGCCGCUGGUCAGGCUGAUUAUGCUGGACGGCCAGCGCCAUCCGCUGCUCCAGCAAGAGAGCCUGGUUGCGCUGACUGUGCUGGCUGCCACCGAUGCCAACAGCUCGCGCCACCUGUACGACAUUAUCAAGCUGCUCACCGAUGCUCAGCUGUCGUCGUUGCUGCCCACGCCCGAGGACGACAGCGUCAGCACACCGCCACCCAGCUUCACCAGCACGCUGCAGAGGCUGAUGAAGCAGGAGGGCAACACCUGGGCACAGACAACCCUGCAGGCAAAGAGCCUGGUCAAGCAGCUGCACAGCAAUGCCAGGCACCGCGCUGCCAGCAAUGUAGAUGCUGAUGGUCUGGCGGUGCUGGAGACAGAGCUGGUGCCGCUUCUCGAAUAA